AGGUAAACUGUUAUACACAAGGAGAAACUAUUCAACAAUCAAAUAGAAAUACAUGCGUAUGAUUUUAUUAAUUCAAAUUUCAACUUUAUCAAGAGAGAUUUACUUUUUGUUGAUGAGUAAUAUUGUAUGUUAGUUUGUACUAUAUAUAAGAUGAAGACUAUAAUCUUAUCAGUACUUGUUUGUGUUAUAAGUAAAACGUUCUGUUGUCCACCAGACUGUUCAUGUUCUAUACAGGAGAAGAGUGUAAAUUGUUAUGGUAGAAAAUUAACAGCACUUCCGGUCAAUAUUCCAAUGGAUACAGAGAUAUUGGAUUUACGAAGCAACAGUAUAUCUAGAGUCACAAAAUCCUCUUUCCAGAAUUUUACACAACUGAAGAAACUACAAUUGGACUUCAACAAAAUAACAAAACUCGAAGCUGGAACAUUUAAUAAUCUACCAUAUUUAGAAAUUAUUGGUCUGGGAACUAAUUCUAUAUCAACUAUACAAAAAGGUGUGUUUUGGCAUUUACCUAGUGUUAAAUCGAUUGACUUAACUAACAACUUUAUAAUUAACUUAUCUGAGGGGUUUAAGAACAUAACUAACAUUAAUAGAAUUGAUCUCCAUGGAAACAGAAUACAAAAUAUUAAAAAUGAAGAUUUCCGUGACACUACUAGUUUACUGGAUCUUAUUCUCUCCAACAACAAGAUAACUCAGAUUAAACGCAAUGCUUUCCGGUCACUGAUAAAAUUGGCUUACCUCUCAAUCAAAGGCAAUCCUCUGAAAAAAGCAGACGGGUUGUUCUACAAAAAUGAAUUAUUAUUAUACAUGGAUUUAUCUGAUUGUCAACUAAAGAGUGUUCCAAAAGGACUACCUGAUUCUAUACAACAUUUACAAUUAAACCAAAAUAACAUCACUAGAAUAAAAUCAAAAGAUUUUAGAAACAAACUAUAUCUACGAAUAAUCGUAUUGGAUGAAAAUGAAAUAGUGAGUAUUGCGCCUGGUGCCUUCAGCACACAGAAAAACUUACUACAGUUGUGGUUAAAUUCCAAUAAACUGACAAAAUUUCCUUCACCUUUAUCAGCAACGGUUACAAAUGUUUUAAUUUCUAACAACAAAAUCAGUAAAUUAGCUCCGAGAGAUUUUCCUGAAUAUUCUAUGAUGACUGAUCUGGUUUUAAAUGGUAAUCGUAUCCAAAGUUUUUUGCCAUAUACAUUUAAAAAUCUAGGAAAACUUAGAACCUUGUCGAUAAACACCAACAAAAUCACCAGAUUAGGAAAUAAAAUGUUUUCUGGUUUAAAAAAUCUGAAACUACUUUCCAUUUCAAACAAUCGAAUCAACUCAAUACAAACUAACUGUUUCUUUGGACUGUCAUAUCUCAAUGAAUUGAGACUAGCAUCAUUUUUAUCGAAUGAAGUUUCCAUUCAAGGUAAUAUUUUCAAAAAUAUUCCAGAAUUAAAAAUACUGGAUAUUGGCAGCAGUGAAGGUUUGGUGAAAAACAUUCUAAAAUCUGUUGAGAUGUUAAAUUCUAUGAGAAACCUAACAGAAAUAAAUCUGAAAGACAAUAAUCUGAAAACGUUAACAAGUGACAUCAUCAAUCAAUUGUCUAAUGUUCAAACAAUCAAGUUACAUGAUAACAGAUGGCAUUGUGAUGGGCGUCUAAGAUGGAUGAAAUCCUGGUUAAAACAGAAUGUUAAGAAGAUUUAUAUGAUGGAUGGUAUCACUUGCUAUACACCUCGAAAUUUACGUAACAAAAAAAUUCUAGAUCUGAAACCAAACCAAUUUGCGGCUGUCACUACACCAGUCUCCCCUCCUACAUUCAUGUCAACUACUGAUGUUUUCCACAUCUCUAACCUCGUGAAUGUUGUAACUGAACGAGUAACUCAGGCCAGCCUCAACAGGAAAGCAACAACAACAAUAAAAACAACAGGCAGCAAUACACACAGAAAAACAACAAGACAACCAACUAAAAGAAAGACACAUAAAAAUGAUAUGGAAACUUCAAUUCCAUACACACCAGCAUCUUUGAUUCCCACCACUUCAAUAAUAAUUCGAGAAAUUAUCACUGAAGAAAGAAGUAUAAAGAAUAAAUCCCAAACAACAAUGGAUGUAUUAAAUGAAGUAUCCACAUCAACUAUUUCAAUAUAUGAUUCAGAUUCACUAUCUACACUAUCAUUAAAUACCAUUGACAAAAUAAACAGCUCACAAACAUCACUGAUGGCAGACGGUUACAGAAUUAACAAUAAAACACAAUCCACUGACAUUUCAACAAAUAAUAAAAAGAAAGACUGGGAUGGCCAAUCUAAACAUCUAGAAGAGGCGAAAAAUUUUAAUCUGAUUAUAAUAAUCAUUGCCACGUCAUUGACUUUACUCUUUAUCUUGGUCGUCAUAAUAAUAGUCGUUAUUAUCUGUCGUAAACGUGAAAAAGUUGUCUAUCAUCGUGCUGUACAGUAUGAUAAAGAUAAUGGAGAUGUUUUUUUUGUAGGGGACAACCCAUCAUGUGCUGCUACUUUAAACAAACAAUCUCGCAAUAAUUCACGAUCUCGAUCAGAGAGAGGUUCCACAUCUUCACGACCUAGUGAAGAUAUUACUAGUGAACUAGAAUCAACAAUGAAGAUAUAUAGUUUAGAUGAAGAAUAGGAUACUGUAUAGUAAUAUCAACAAUAGUACCUGGAUAUAAUUGUCCUAAUUGUGUGAAAUACAUGUAUUUGUUGAACAAAAAUAGUAGAAAAUAUCAAAGGGAAAUGAAAUGAAAUGAAAUGGGGUUUAACGUCCUACUGUUCUGCUCCUAACCUGGGCUAAUGCAGACGGGCAUACGCCAUACAGUGUGCUAUGAGGGAAAUUUUGCCCGGACAGCGGCACUACGGUCUACUCUUAUAUCGAAUUCCAACUGCCAAGGGAUCUUUUACGUGCACGCCGAUGUGUACACGGGACAUCGGUUUUUCGUCCCAUCCGAACGACUAGACAGCUUUCCUUGUCAGCCCCUCCGUCCUGCAUCACUGACAAGGGAGAACCACGCCGGAAAAUCUGGAUGAACUUUCUCGGCCAAUGCAGGGAUCGAACACCCGACCUCCAGGCUAGCGAGCCAGCGUCUUACCCACUUAGCCACGUGAUCCCCAAUAUCAAGGUAAAUUCAACUAAACAUGAAAUGGCAGAAUAAUCUGGGCUUGAAAUUCAAACAACAGCGAUUCGUUUAUUGGAAGAUACAUUAUCAGAAAUGAAAAAAAACCCCAACUAACUGUCACUUAAUGCAUGAUACAUUACAUGGUAAAUGAUAGUUGUUCUUAGCCUCUGGUUGUAAAUCACAUGAUCAUUUGCCCAAUUUCCUAAACUUUUAAUGAAAAGCUAUACUACCUGAAGCAAAUUUAGAAACUGAUGGCAAAUACCAUCAAAUUGAUAUGGCUGUCCAUGACCAUAAAUCUUUCACUUGUCUUAUCUUUCACUUGUAUUUUUUUUAGUUAUUGACAAUAGUUUUGUAGGUGUGUUGGAACACUGUAUGGUUAAUUUAUUUAGUGUUACAGGUUAUUACAUUAUUCAAUUUUCAAAAAUAAAACCACCCUUGAUGGAGGAAAAUGGAUUUGUAAGGGUAAAUCAAAGGCUGUUAAUUGUAUAUAAAACAAAUAUAUUCCUGUGAGGUGUUUUUAAAAUAUUUCUGCCAUGAAUACCAGUUUCUACACUUGCUCAAUUUGAGGAUAUCAAGCCCUGACUCGAGUUAUAAUAUACUAGAAAGUUAGCACAAGUUCAAUAUAUUGUAUAUUUCUGUGUACAAUAUUAAAUGUAUACAAUGUAAUAUGACACAUUAGUAGAUUAACCUUUUGAAAAUAAAACUUCUACUAAUUAA
This is a messenger RNA of Patella vulgata (common limpet), 3817 nucleotides long. Its product is annotated as leucine-rich repeat-containing protein 70. Gene Ontology annotation, molecular function: transmembrane signaling receptor activity; protein binding. The coding region runs from base 127 to 2616 and encodes 829 amino acids. The transcript has a single exon. Gene Ontology annotation, cellular component: membrane. Gene Ontology annotation, biological process: toll-like receptor signaling pathway; immune response. Lineage: Eukaryota; Metazoa; Mollusca; Gastropoda; Patellidae. The record is from RefSeq and is a predicted model, not a curated record.